This is a messenger RNA of Staurois parvus, 1883 nucleotides long. The record is from the annotation of a GenBank genome assembly. NCBI's taxonomy places the organism in Eukaryota, Metazoa, Chordata, Amphibia, Anura, Ranidae.
CAGAUCAACAAAGUAGAGAAACCUGAAUCCUGUGAUAAUGUGAAGGUUGUAGUACGAUGUCGUCCAUUGAACGACCGAGAGAAAGCCAUGGGCAGCAAGAUGGCUGUAAAUGUGGAUGAAAUAAGGGGAACUAUUGCUGUUCACAAAGUAGACUCUAUGAACGAGCCCCCAAAGACUUUUACGUUUGACACAGUUUUUGGACCAGAAAGUAACCAGCUGGAUGUUUACAAUUUAACAGCCAGGCCGAUUAUUGACUCUGUGCUGGAAGGCUACAAUGGUACUAUAUUUGCAUAUGGACAGACAGGCACUGGUAAAACAUUCACAAUGGAAGGUGUUCGAGCGGUUCCGGAGCUCAGAGGAAUCAUCCCUAAUUCAUUUGCUCACAUCUUUGGUCAUAUUGCUAAAGCAGAAGGAGACACAAGGUUUUUGGUCAGAGUGUCUUAUUUGGAGAUUUAUAAUGAGGAAGUACGGGACUUGCUUGGUAAAGACCAGACACAGAGACUGGAGGUUAAAGAGAGACCUGAUGUGGGCGUUUACAUCAAGGAUUUAUCGGGUUAUGUAGUAAACAAUGCAGAUGAUAUGGACCGGAUUAUGACUUUGGGACAUAAAAAUCGGUCUGUUGGAGCCACAAACAUGAAUGAGCACAGUUCUCGUUCACAUGCAAUCUUCACUAUCACUAUAGAGUGCAGUGAGAAGGGAGGUGAUGGCAAUAUGCACGUAACGAAUGGGAAAACUGCAUCUAGUAGAUCUUGCGGGUUCUGAGAGACAAGCAAAGACAGGAGCAACCGGACAAAGACUGAAAGAAGCAACAAAAAUUAAUUUGUCCCUUUCCACGCUGGGAAAUGUCAUCUCCGCUCUAGUUGAUGGGAAGAGCACUCAUGUACCAUAUAGAAACUCCAAACUUACCCGACUGUUACAGGAUUCACUGGGAGGGAAUUCCAAGACAAUGAUGUGCGCAAACAUCGGUCCUGCAGAUUACAACUAUGAUGAGACAAUCAGCACCCUCCGUUAUGCAAACCGAGCAAAAAAUAUCAAGAAUAAGGCCAGAAUCAAUGAAGAUCCCAAAGAUGCACUUUUGCGCCAGUUUCAGAAAGAAAUUGAAGAACUCAAAAGGAAACUUGAGGAAGGAGAGGAAAUUUCUGGUUCUGAAGAGAGUGGAUCAGAUGAGGAUGAUGAUGAAGAUGGAGAAAUUGGCGAGGAUGGAGAAAAGAAAAAAAGACGAAGAGGCAGUAGCAGCAGUAGCAACUCAGACUCCACAGUGAUAGAGAGACCAGUGGAUAAGAAGUUACCUAGUGAGUGGCAGGCAAGAAAAAGGUAUCCCCUGAUAAAAUGGCAGAAAUGCAAGCACGGAUUGAUGAAGAAAGGAAGGCUCUUGAAGCAAAACUUGAUAUGGAGGAAGAAGAAAGGAAUAAAGCGAGAGCAGAACUGGAGAAGAGAGAGAAAGACCUGCUAAAAGCACAACUAGAACAUCAGUCCCUUCUAGAGAAACUUUCUGCUUUGGAGAAGAAGGUCAUCGUUGGUGGGGUGGAUUUAUUGGCCAAAGCAGAGGAACAAGAACGGCUUUUAGAAGAAUCAAAUGCUGAACUUGAGGAACGCAGAAGGAGAGCAGAGAAGCUUCGCAGGGAACUAGAGGAGAAGGAGCAAGAACGCUUAGAUAUUGAAGAAAAGUACACAAGCUUACAGGAGGAGGCCCAGGGGUAAAACCAAAAAGUUGAAAAAAGUGUGGACCAUGCUGAUGGCAGCCAAGUCUGAGAUGGCUGAUCUGCAGCAAGAGCACCAAAGAGAAAUAGAAGGGCUGUUGGAGAACAUCAGGCAGCUUAGUCGAGAGCUUCGUCUUCAAAUGAUCAUUAUUGAUAAUUUUAUUCCCCAAGAGUAUCAGGUAA